Messenger RNA from Sardina pilchardus (European sardine), 4048 nucleotides. It is a transcript of the gene unc119b, whose product is annotated as unc-119 homolog 1. Gene Ontology annotation, molecular function: lipid binding. The record is from RefSeq and is a predicted model, not a curated record. NCBI's taxonomy places the organism in Eukaryota, Metazoa, Chordata, Actinopteri, Clupeiformes, Clupeidae. Bases 53 to 784 code for a protein of 243 amino acids. Gene Ontology annotation, biological process: cilium assembly; lipoprotein transport; nervous system development. Gene Ontology annotation, cellular component: cilium. The transcript is spliced from 5 exons.
UCCAUUUUUCAUACGUAGCUGGCGCGCGCUCUACAGAGUAAACAUCGGCGAUAUGAGCAGUCAAAGCUCCCGAAAUGAUUUUGCUGGAACAACUGUUAACGGCUCGGACGCUGCGGUCCCUGGGAGAGAUCGAAAGUCAGGUGGCGGUGUUCUAAAAAAGCUGAAAUCGCGAAAAAAUCAGCCAGAUAGACGGCCUGUUACGGAGGAUGAACUACGGGCACUGGGGAAAGACAUUACUCCAGACGGUGUCCUCGGGCUUCGCUCUGUCACCCGUGAUUACCUUUGCAAGCCAGAAGACAACAUUUACAACAUCGACUUCAUACGCUUCAAGAUUAGAGACCUGGAAACCAAUACAGUGCUCUUUGAGAUUGCCAAGCCUCCGAACUGUGACCUGUUGGAUGAAGACGAUGAAAAUGGAGACAUUGAUUCCAGUGCGGGGCGCUUUGUGCGUUAUCAGUUCACCCCAGCGUUUCUCAGGCUGCGCACUGUUGGAGCCACGGUGGAGUUCACGGUGGGAGAACGCCCGGUGCAAAACUUCCGGAUGAUCGAGAGGCACUAUUUCCAGGAUCGCCUGCUCAAGAAUUUCGACUUUGACUUCGGCUUCUGCAUCCCCAACAGCCGCAACACGUGCGAGCACAUCUACGAGUUUCCACAGCUCCCCGAAGACAUGAUCCGUCAGAUGGUUGACCACCCAUAUGAGACUAGGUCAGACAGCUUCUACUUUGUGGACAACAAACUCAUCAUGCACAACAAAGCAGAUUAUGCCUACGAUGGAGGUCAGUAGUGUCCAGAGACCGUGGAGCAGAAAGCAGUUCGUCUGCAUGGUGUGGACAUUUGGGAGGACCUGCUCCAUAUACACACACACACACACACACACACACACACACACACACACACAUACCACCUGCAACACACGUAACCUCUUACCCACAUCCAGCUCGGAAUGGACUCAUGUCUCUCUCUUAUUCCCUGACGAGUCACCUUAAGCGGACCUACCUUCUGCCUUUCAAAGAUUUGAAUCUUACUGUUUCUAUAGCAAGAAAAAAAAUCUCUCUUUAUUUAUGAUUCCUACAUAUGGAUGUUUGGUGCCGCUGGACAAAAUGUAUAAUGCCUUUUUUUUCUCUAAUGUUUUUGUUUGUUCUUGAGCGGGCCUAAGUCAGAUUAUGCCACAUUCCAACUUGAGUGAGUGUUUGUGUGCAUGUGUGUAGGAUGAGUCUGUAUUUGUGCUUUUACUCUUUGGGGUGAUGCUUUGCAUCUGUUAAGACUGCCAGCACAAUGCACUGGCUUAGCCAGGGAAAGAGGGUUGUAGACGAACCACCAACUGUAGCAGUCAAAGGAGACAAGGAGAGAAAGUGACACAGAGACGGUUGAUGGUGAACCCAUAGCAUUCUCAGAACUCUGAGAAAAUAAAAUCCCCCACAGGGUAACUUAAGGGUUAGUACUUUAUUCUGGUAUACUGCCUGCUCUCCAACUAUACUCUGGACCCUAUGCAGACCAUCUGAUAGACCCACGUAUUUUGUAGAAGAGAAAACAAGACACUACAUGUGAAACGUUAUGCUUAAUACACAUGCAAGGAUGUGCAUGUUUUGAUUAAUGGUUUUGUGUACGCCUGAAAUAUGAGGUGGACUGGUGGACUCAGAUUUCAUAAGACAGCACUUCUGUGGCUCCUGCCUUGGUGUUUCUGGUGCCAUGGAUCAUCGAGAUUAGCCGAAGACCUCUCAAGUGUCUUGUCCUGAACUAACUUGAGUGACAGCCCUCUCAGAGCCUGAUCCAGUGGUGCAUUGAGGACUGAGGCUUAGGUUGUCAUGGCGCCAGCAUCCAUGAGGCCUUUCACUGUCAGAGGCAGCUGCAUGUUCAGUGGGACCCUCAUUACAGUGUCACCAGCAGAGAGGGAAGAGAAGUGGGCAGCAUGUGCAUCAGAUAGUUGCAGCCAUGCUGGCUUCAGGACCAAUUUCAUUUAUCAGAAAGGUCUUGUUGUGCAGUUAUUGUUGUUAGAUAUCGCUGUUUUAUGCGGCUAGUUUGUAUAAAUAUCAGGAACAGUCCUGCCAUACUCUCUCAUGUUUUGGCAUGGUUCACAUUUUUUUGUUGUUGUUGUUUUACUUGAUUUUAUGAAACCUGACCACUCUGCAAAGCACCUGUAGCAAGCUUCAGCUAAACUGUGUGCACAUUGGUUCCUACAUGCAGGUAUGCUGAGCACAGAAAUAAACUAAGUGUCCUUCGGAUCCACAGGGUGAAAAGUCUUCUUGUCAUUGGCAAAUAUUUUGUGCCACUUUCCUGCGUGUCUUGGAUUCCUGCUAGGGUUGAAGGUCUCCACCCAUCUUUGGUUUUGUGUGUGUUUUGUUUUUGUGAAACAGCACCCUCGGAUUCAGUUAAUAUAUGAUUUCCUUGUCAUUUUAAUGAACGGAUCAGGUGUGCUCAAGACGGAGACCCAACAACGUUGUGCGGUGGGCUCCUCUGUAUGUAGGAACAAACAUGAGUGAACAACCAGCAUCAAAGUGGAGAAACGUUUGAUGGGUUCAUGAAGACCUUAGUUUGUAGUGACAAGUUAGCAUUUCCACAAGACUGGACCCAUCACACUUCACAGACAGUGAAUCUCUGGUUGAAGAAGUGAAGUGAAUUCACCACAAAAGCUUUGCUUUGUUAAUACAGACAUACUUGAUGCGGAUGAGAUACACAAGGGCAUCCAGAUGAUGUUCACAGUUGAGAUGUUGAGAGACCUGAUUCAGUUUGACCUGCAUUGAUGUCUGUCUGUCACACUGCGUGUCAGAACAGGAUCUUCGUGACCUGUGGAGAUUGGGCUGCAGUACAGCCGCCUCUCACAGUUUGGGGUUCAGAUAGCUACCCCUGGUUCAGAGUUUUAUUGACUUUCUUUUUGUACUAUACCGUUACAUAGUCCCUAAAUGUUUCUGACAUUUUUCAUAAUGGUGAUUGAUUAAAAAGUAAUUCAUUUCAGGUAAACCUGGUAAUCAUCGAGUUGUUCAAAGAUGGCCAUGCACAUUCAUUCUUAACUCAGCCUAUAUUUCUAAGUGUACAUAUUUUCCACGGAUGUUGGUUUGUGUGUUUGGCCUAUAUCCUCCCUCCAACUCUGACUGCCUGUACACUAAGGGGACAUUUCUGUGUUUGCAGUGAUGCUGUGUGUGUGAGUGUUACAAGUCAGCUGCAAACUGUAUGUUUGGUCGACCAUCUCCUGUAGAAAUAUAUUUGUCUGUAUUUAAAAAAAAAAAAAAAAAAAAAAAUGUUACACAUUUCUGCCUUUGUUGUGUGAUAGUACAACUAAAAGCAUGGAGAAUGAUUGAUUGGUUGAUUGGUUGAUCGGUUGAUCGAUUGGUUGACUGAUGCUAAAUAAUGGCUGCCGAUGAAGGACCGAGUCCCUGUCAGGUGACCUGGUGCCUGUUGAUUCGUCACCAUUGCGUGUGAACUGGAAACCUCUAGCAUUUCAUGAUUUAUUUUCCGUUACUCAUUUUCGCUUUGUUUAUUUCGUUAUCCACUUGUUUUUUUUUCUGACUGAAUUAUUAUGUUUCUUUGCAACAACAAACUACCAUUAUUAUUGUUACAUGUUUAUUUUUUAUAAGCCUGUAUCAGGACAAUUAUCAUGUUAAUUGGUUGUGCACAGUGGCUUUCUGUUCUCUGUUCUGUUCCGAGUUCCUCAAUAUGCCUAUGGGUGUUUUUGGAGAUUUAAGUCCUUAGUCCCUGCCUAUCUCUCUGUGUGGCUUUCAUCAAGCAGGUGCAGUUGACAGGAGCCAGCAGCGCAGGAGUGUACAGAUAUGGGUUGUUUAUCAGUGUUGUCCAUGUUGUUAGGCCACUUUUGACCGGUUUGGAGUGAAAAUACUGUCUUUUGUUUCGGACAUUCACAUUGAGAUACGGUUUUGGUUUCAUUUUGCACCAAAAAGGCCCAUGUGACCAAAAUCCCCUCAUCAUGUUACCCGUUUGCCUGUCUGAGCGUAAGGGAAUGUAUGAAGAUGGUUCCUUCGCUUUUGUUUGGUCUUUGACAAUGUCUGAGUUGGUUCAUUUUGAUGCCCUGGAGGAAAAUAAAUGACUCAUUUCAUAA